Molecule: messenger RNA, 973 nt
Organism: Gekko japonicus
Lineage: Eukaryota; Metazoa; Chordata; Lepidosauria; Squamata; Gekkonidae
Gene: ORMDL2
Product: ORMDL sphingolipid biosynthesis regulator 2
Exons: 4
Coding region: 106-567 (153 amino acids)
Biological process (GO): negative regulation of ceramide biosynthetic process; intracellular sphingolipid homeostasis; ceramide metabolic process
Cellular component (GO): endoplasmic reticulum membrane
Source: RefSeq, a predicted model, not a curated record
UCCUGGAAACGGGCUGCGGUGGAGCUGCGUGCGGAAGAAGUUUGUAUGGGGCUGCGCCCGCCUUCGUUGUUGUUAUAAGAAGAAGCCGUUACGGAAGCCGCCAGCAUGAAUGUUGGGGUAGCCCACAGUGAGGUGAAUCCCAACACACGAAUUAUGAACAGCCGAGGCAUUUGGCUGGCUUACAGCAUCUCUGUGGCCACUCUUCACAUCAUCCUUCUCAGCAUCCCCUUCUUUAGUGUCCCUGUGGUCUGGACCCUAACCAACGUCAUCCAUAACCUGGCAAUGUAUUGGCUCCUGCACACAGUGAAAGGGACCCCCUUUGAAACACCUGACCAGGGCAAAGAUCGCCUCCUCACACACUGGGAGCAGAUUGAUUAUGGUACACAGUGGACCUCUUCUCGCAAGUUCCUAAGCAUCUCCCCAAUAGUCCUCUACAUCCUGACCAGCUUUUAUACCAAAUAUGACCCUGGGCACUUCAUAAUCAACACCACCUCCCUGCUGAGUGUCCUCCUGCCUAAGCUUCCCCAGUUCCACGGCGUCCGCAUCUUUGGUAUCAAUAAGUACUGAAGCAGGCAGAACCUUGGUACUGCUGAGCCUUAACUGAAGGAGAAAUGGCUCCCAGCUCCAGUAACCUGGUGACAAACCAGCAAUCAUCCUGUCCUGAGAUUGAGCUGUGAAGAGUCUCUUGUAAAUUAAGAGGGGCAGAGAUAUCUUUAGCCGGCCAGAGAAUUGAGCAGUACAGAACUUUUGGGUUCUUUCCUUGCAAGGAGAUUGAGCCAGUCACUUGGUUUUACUCCUGGUGGAAUGAAAAGAUGAACUCUUGGCAGGGCUUGAAAUCUGCAGACCUUCCAUGUAAGACUACUCCUUUGAGCUGUUUGUAAUGGGUGACUGGGGUCAGCUUCUAUGUUAAAUCCUUUCCAUUGUUUUUUUUAUACAUUCCCACUUCAAGCAACCUUGUUUCACUGUGGUUUUU